Daphnia carinata is the source of this 1769-nucleotide messenger RNA. It is a transcript of the gene Mip, whose product is annotated as prothoracicostatic peptides-like. The transcript is spliced from 6 exons. Lineage: Eukaryota; Metazoa; Arthropoda; Branchiopoda; Diplostraca; Daphniidae. The record is from RefSeq and is a predicted model, not a curated record. Bases 189 to 1127 code for a protein of 312 amino acids.
UUCCCAUUCGUACAGUUCCAAUUAACGAAUUUUGUUUUUUACUUGUGGAUUGUUUCGGUUCAACGUUCAACUCGCUUAGUCAUCGUUUUAUUUGUCCAGAUUAAUCAAGUUAAUCGUCUCCCGAAAUUUGAUCAACAUCAGCAGAAGAUCCGUCUUUGUUUUCCACGCAAUCUUUAGAUCGGAUCAUCAUGCAGUUCUGGCAGUGCCCGUUAUUACUGAUGGUUUCGCUGAUCGCCGCCAUCAACACCCAGCAGACGCCGUCACAGCGGCUCGAACCCAAUCAAGUGGCCGGGCUUGUCGAGCUCCAGCAGCAGUUGGAACCGUCUCGCGAACAGCAAGAACAGCCGGCUCAAGCUGAUAAUAAGGGCCAUCAACUAGCAGCCGCCGCUUCGCUGCAGCUGACACCAAACGAUUGGAGGGGCACUGAGGAUAAACGAAACUGGAACCGGAUGCAAGGAAUGUGGGGCAAACGGAGCCAGCAACAGUCAGACGAAUCGGCUACCUUGCACGACGUGACUCCGCAACGGAUGGUGAAACGAGCUUGGUCGGAUUUAUCGCAACAAGGAUGGGGCAAAAGGAGCUGGACCCAAUUGCACGGCGUGUGGGGUAAACGCCGAUGGGACCAACUGCACGGCGCCUGGGGUAAGCGGACACCCGUUGACGGACAAGUCGACAGCCAAGAGGAUCAAUCAGUGGAACAGACGGAACGUGAGGACGUGAGCGAUUCGGACGAGUUGGACACUACCAAACGCUCCGGUUGGAAUAAAAUGCAAGGUGUUUGGGGCAAACGAAGCGGCACUCCAAAUCUGGAUGGCAUUGGCAACAACGACUUACUUCUCAUGCUCUCCGGUGACCAACUCUACCUGAGAGAUGAUGAUCAACCGACGGCCAAACUUGUCGAGGAUGAUGAAAAUGGAGAAUUGGUGAACAAAAGGGCCUGGAACCAGAUGCAAGGUGCUUGGGGCAAACGGGCUCUGUCGGCCAUGGCGGCCGGCUACAAGCGAAACUGGAACAAUCUGCGCGGAGCUUGGGGUAAGCGUGAAAUACCUGCCGCUGUCGCAAAAGGUAUGGAAUGGUCACGAAAACGUGAAUCAGGCUGGAAUAAUCUGAAAGGUCUCUGGGGGUGAAAACGGAAAAAAAAAAAAAAAAGAAGAUCGCGACUUCUCCCCGCUUUUCCGUUUGAAUCGCUAAUUUUCUCCCCUGUGCCGGCCGUGUCCACAUUUUUAGAAAAUUCCAAACGCCGCAGCAUCGUUUCGACAGACUGAAAAUAGCGCAUUCGAUAUAUUUAUAUGAUUUUCGCUCGUUUGAUUUCUCUGGUUCAUUCUAUCCCAUUGCCCUUCGUUUUUUUUUUGUGUUUAACGAUACAAUUAUAUACAAGACAUCAAAAACAAACAAAAAAACGCAUCUUCAAACGCGGACUAUCAAUUUUCAAUGGAUUCAAAGAAAAAAAUCUAUUCGUUCCACGCCCAUUAAACAGAAAAAUAUUUAUCCGAAAUGAUAUACACAAAAAGGAAAAAAGAUGUACCUGUUUAAACAGCAUGGUACAUGUUACAUCUUGGCUAUUGUUACAGUGGCAAAUCGCUGCUCGAAUUUGUUUUGAUGUAUUUAACACAUAUUUGAGAACAGAACAGAGAAACGAUAUAUCAAGUCGCGAUUUUGCUAUACAAUGAUUGCCAGUUAUAGACUGAUAUAGUGUUGCAAACGACGACUCUUAUUACAAAGAAACAAAAGAAAUAUGAAUGUAUACAUUAUUAUAUAUGUAUUGGCAG